Oncorhynchus mykiss (rainbow trout) is the source of this 4549-nucleotide messenger RNA. RefSeq names its product tetratricopeptide repeat domain 34 (gene ttc34). The record is from RefSeq and is a predicted model, not a curated record. Gene Ontology annotation, molecular function: protein binding. NCBI's taxonomy places the organism in Eukaryota, Metazoa, Chordata, Actinopteri, Salmoniformes, Salmonidae.
CAUUGGCUUAGACAUUUAGCUAGACCUGGCAACCCUGGCUGUGUCUGUUGGUUAUAACAGAAGGCGAUCGUACGACUUUAUGGGCAGAAAGAAAAAAGAACAGAAACAGACAAAGCAUGGCUGAACAGACAGAUGCUAAUCAUCUCAAAUGCUAGCAGUGAGAAAGAAGCAAGCAGCCCACGCAAAUACUUUCCAGAUCUCAAUGGCAAAAUACGCCUUAUCUACAUCAAAAACAGGGCAAUCGGAAAUGAGAAACCUUACACAUUUGAAAGGACGACGGAGGCGUUCAAAUCAAUGGAUUAAAUCUUUGUACAGCAGCUCCUCAACCUCAUCUAUGCUGGAAAUGUGCAGCAGUCUGAGCGUUUGGUUUCCAUAGUAACCACGGAAACACGCUGCCACGAACAAAAGGUAGUACUGGCUCGCGCGUUUAUUACAGACAUAAUCAUCCUAAUAUUAGCCUGUAUUAGCAUGCACUAUGCUUAGAAGUGCAUUUGUAAGACUUUCUCAAAACUAGUGACAGUAGUUUACUUGAUACCAGUAGUUGGCUGCGCUGUAUUGAAUUACAAAUAUGGGGCCAGUGCACAGCAAUGUGUAUUGUGUUCUUGAGAGUCUCUUGCCUAUUGAAUUUUAAUAGCCAACAAAUUGGUUAGCUAACACACUGAGGAAAUGUAGGUCAAACUAUAUAUCAGUUACUAUAAAGAAUAGCUAGCUAAUGCUAGAGUUCCUUUUUUGGUAUAUAACUUUAGUAGCUUGCAGAGACAGCAGCUAUAAGUUAUCUAGCAACAAGUAACAAAUAAACAAAGUGAACUGGCUGAAAACCUAGGAGGACAGUGGGGGUUGUAACAAACAUAGGGGACUGAGCAAGCUUGCCUAGGCACACAUUUUUCUCUGUGGAAAAUGUACCUUAUUCAUAAAACAGAAAGUUGAGCUCACAAAAUGAUUAAAGGUAAAGGAAAGCCAAAUGUAUAUUUCUCAGUACGCUGCUCAGCUUUGCUCGAAGGAAAGCAAAACCCAUGUCGAGAGGGUUCCACUUGUGUGGUUUUGGAGUUAACUAGAGCCCUCACCUGCUUGCUCUCAGACCCCUACAGUCCCAAAGGCCCUAGGCUUUAUCUCAAGGCUUUCCAAGACAAUAAAUCGGAGACUGUAAGACUAGUCAAGGGUAGACAAGCUCAGCACCUGCCCAAGAUAGUGAAGGUCUUCUCUGAGCACAUUUUGCCAAAAAAUACUGAAAUGAAGUCUAGGGAGAGAGCGAGUGAGGUCAUCGACAUUGUAGCAGAAGCUGCCUCUGAAUUCCUUGAGUUCUUAAUGGCUGUUUCGCCAGGGGACACAGAUGUGCAAGAGCUGCAAGCAGCCUUCUUAUUUUCAUUAGGCAAGUUCGAAGAGAGCGCAGAUGUUUAUUCUGUUGCCUUGCAGGAUCAUUCACAAUCACAACCAAAGUCAGGUACAGGCAAGGUGGUUAAGGGGAUGCCAGCAGAAAGAAGAGCCAGUCUCUUGACCAGUAGAGCGGCCACCCAUUUCUCCACAGGGGGGCGAGCCACGGAGACAAGCCGGGACCUUGGUGAGGCUUUUGGAGUCCACCCUGCCACAGCACGACUGCAGUUCCAGAGGCUCUUCGUGGACCAGGGGACAGGAGCGGCAGCCCGCAUGCAACUGCGUCAGCAGGCAGAGAGAGGACUGUUGGGGUACAGGGAGACAGUCCUGGUCCGUCUUGACCUGCGUUCCUCUGAGGGCGUGGAGCUGCUGGACCCAGUGAUCGCCCAGCUCUGGGCGCUGUGCCACCUGGAGCCCGACGGGGGCAGCAGAGAGUUGCGGGUGCGGCUGGCCGAGUGCCUCCUCCUGCGGGGCGAGUUCCGAGAGGCCCUCUCCAUCUGCAGCCAGCUGGCGACCCACACCAACUCCCACGCCCAGCAUAGCUACCAGAACACACUGCAGGUGCUGCGCGGCUACUCCCGUCUUCUCUCAGAUGACCACAAGGGGGCUCUGGAGGACUUUCAAAUGGUGAUCGAGCACAAGGCACCCCACCCUUCCAGCUGUGUGCGGGCGCUGUGCGGCAGGGGCGUCCUGCGUAUGAUGGGGGGCCUGCACUACCUCACAGCCCUGGACUAUGUGACGGCGAGCAGGUUGCAGCCCCAGGACACUGCGCUGACUGUACGCUGCUUGGUUCCCUGGAACUGCCGCGGGCUGCUGCUCACCGUGCUGUUGGAGCAGGCCAGGGUCAUGCUGGAGGAGUGGACCGUAGAUCACAGCUCCAGUCUCAGUCCCUUGGAACAGCAAGAGCACCAGCAGACCAAACAGCUACAGCCUACGCAGACAAAAGAUGGCUACAAAGAAGGGACACCAGUUGGAGUCCACUCUCUGGCUGUUUUGCUGAUGGAGUUACAGCCCAGUGCUGACGCUCCUCAGAUCCUGGUGGCUGAUGCCCUGUACCUGCUGGGCCGGGUGGAGGAAGCGUAUCGCUUGCUGUUGGCCAUUGGGCCCACUAGCCCACGUGCACCCAUCCUGGCCCGCCUCACCCUGCUACAACUGCACCGGGGCUUCCUUUAUGAUGCCAACCAGCUGCUGAAGAAGUUGAUCCAGUGUGGUGAUACGAGCUGCUUGCGCCCCCUGCUGGCCGUGGCGUCUAAAAAGGACCGGCUGCUGCUGCAGGGCUACUGCCACUCUGCCUCCAAACGCAUCCUGGAGGGCCUGCAAGGCGAGUGCACCCUGAGGCAGGCCGUGGCCUAUCUGUCCAUCGCCAUCAUGGCCUCUGGAUGUGAGGCAGCAAACUCAUUGAUGGAAAGGGCCAGGUGCUAUGUCUUGUUGGGCCAACGCAAGACAGCCGUCUUUGAUUUCAGCUCCAUCUUGAAAGAGCACCCUGACCAUGUACAGGCCCUCUGUGGAAGAGGCUUCACCUAUCUCAUGCUAAACCAACAGAAGGAAUGCACUCAGGAUAUACUGGCAGCACUUCAAAUAAGCAUGGACGCCGUCACCAAAGACAUCCUAUCGCUCAAAGAUAAGGCAAGGAAACUGGUCUGUGAUUGGCUGCAGCAGUACUGCCGGACCAAUCUGUCUGAGAUCCUGGCGGCUAAGGCCGUCCCCUGCCAGGAAGAAGAGCUUCGAGAGGCCUUUCUAAUUGGAGGAGUCCUGAUGAGGACUGACUGCCGAGACACCAGAUGUCAUCUCCUCUACGUAGAUAUACUACUGGCCAAAGGUGAGGUGAAAUCAGCAGGAGCUCACCUGGCUCAGGUGUUUGGCCAGGAUCCCCGGGAGGCUGCAGCUCAGGCCAGGGUGGGCGUGGUGGAGGCCUGGCAGCAGAAUUACCGCGGAGGCGGCGCCAGGCUGAGCAAGCUGACCGAAAAGGAACCCUCUACUCUGGACUUCCUGCUGACCCUCAUUCCCCCGAUUCACAGGAAACACAUGGCACAAGCAGCAGCCCAGGAAGCAGGCAGUGUCUCAGCGAGUGGCCAUUGGGAGCAAGCCCUGGCCCUUCUGACCGUGGCUGUGCGAGCCGCGGCAGAGCUUCGACUGCAGUUCCUGCGCCAACGGGCCGCUUGCCUCGCCCAGCUCGACCUGCAUGAACGGGCUGUGGCCGACCUGGACCGGGUCAUCUGGAGCCACGAUGACCCCUCCGACGCUACAGUCUCCGGAGCCCCAGAAGAGCCUCACGUCUGGGCAGACGACCUGUGUCAGCGAGGCCGCAGCCUGGUGCUGUGCUCCCACGAGGGGCCCGCCCUGGACGACUUCAGCCGGGCCCUGGAGCUCCACCGGGGCCAGGCUUUGCUGUGUGUGGAGGCCGGGCUGGGAAGGUCCCGCCUGGCCGAGUGCUUCCUGCGUAUGGCCCUGCAGCACUACGGAGAGCAGCAGCUCAGUAAGGCCUGGAGGUUGACCGAGAGCGGCCUGUUGGUGGACAGUGAGCACAUGGAGCUGCGCAGGCUCAGGGCCAGGGUCAAGCGGGAGCACUGCAGCCCCUGCAUUGUACACUAGAUUAGUGUACCUUUGUAGUGCCUUGAGAUACCAUUGUACUGUACUUUGGAAGAAACCCUUCCAAGUAAAGCUCACUUAAAGUAACCCUAUGACAAUUUGUUUUUAUGUACACUAAACCUCAGUUAAUUGCUACCGCGAAAAUAUUUAGAAUGUCAAAGGGGAAGCUGCAUUUAUAUCUUAUUCAGAAUGAGGGCUAAUAGAAUAAUGAGCAUUUCCCUUGGGUAGUGUUUUUGUAAACAUGGAAAAGUCAUAGAAUUUAUUUGUAAUAUGUGAGUAUUUUGCAAUCACAUUCCUGACAUUUAAUAGGAAAUGGCGUGGGAACAAUGGAUAUUCCCUGGGGCUUCAAUUCAAUAUACUUGAUACCUGGUUGAUAUGGUGCCUUGUGGUGGUUGAAAGAAUCCCAAAGGAACAAACAAGUAACACAGGUUAUUUCUGUGUAAUUACGUUUGACUAUUUUACUACAUAACUAGUAAGACUGUAAAGAUGCAACUACACACAACAACUUUUGUUUUAUUUUUGUGUAUUUUUGAAUUCAUGUGUAAUAAACCAAAUGUCUUCGACAGCAAUUACUUUUUUUUACAUUCAA